Molecule: messenger RNA, 747 nt
Organism: Dujonia railenensis
Lineage: Eukaryota; Fungi; Ascomycota; Pichiomycetes; Serinales; Debaryomycetaceae
Source: the annotation of a GenBank genome assembly
AUGGAUCAUUUAAUAAUAUUACCGUGCCACUCAAUCUGGCAUGGCGGCCAAUCUUUGGGACAAAAUAAGGAGGAAUGGUCCCUUGCUCCAUUUCAACACGAAGGCGAGGACCAUCUUUGCUUUAUUGAUCAUAUAGAUUCAAGUCUUAAAUUACUCGAGACAGAUCCAAGGGCCACCUUAAUUAUCUCCGGUGGUCAAACUAAACCAGAAAUAGAAAUAUCUGAGUCCCAAUCUUACCUUAAUCUUGCGAAGGCUAUCUCGCCUGACUCUACAUCUUCUCUUGCAGGUCGAAUUGCACUUGAGGAAUAUGCACGAGAUUCCAUGGAAAACGUUAUCUUUCUGAUCAGUCGAUUCUUCGAAUUGCAUAAAAGAUACCCCAAACACAUCACAGUUGUCGGAUUUGAAUUCAAAAGAUCCAGAUUUUUACAUCACCACUUCAAAGCAUUGAAGUUCCCGUCAGAAAAUGUACACUAUAUAGGAAAUUCUCCUACACCUCCCGAAAGCGUCGCUGAGGCCUACUUCGAAGAUUUGAAAAAAUCCGAGAAUCGAUUUGCUGUGAAGCUUUUUGAGUCCGAUUGGUUUGGAGUACAGGAAGGUCUUAAAAGUAAAAAGAUUUCGAGAAAUCCAUUCAAUAGAACUCACUCCUUUGGUAAAUCUAAUCCACAAUUGAAAGAAUUCUACGAAGAGUUGGGGAGCGAAACUGCUCUGAACGAGUCUAUCCAAAAUAAGCUAGUAAAGUGGUUCUAG